Molecule: messenger RNA, 5461 nt
Organism: Vanessa atalanta (red admiral)
Lineage: Eukaryota; Metazoa; Arthropoda; Insecta; Lepidoptera; Nymphalidae
Gene: frtz
Product: WD repeat-containing and planar cell polarity effector protein fritz
Exons: 12
Coding region: 99-2663 (854 amino acids)
Biological process (GO): nervous system development; establishment of protein localization; cilium organization
Cellular component (GO): axonemal basal plate
Source: RefSeq, a predicted model, not a curated record
CUUAAAGUUAGACAAGUAAAUAAAAGAUUAAACAAUUGUAAUGUUUGCCUGUUAAAUAUACAAAUAACUUGAAAAUAAAACUAAUAAAGUUUAAAAUUAUGUUUACUUACGAUGUAAAGUUUUUAACAAGCGACGACUUAAUUUAUUUAAAAAACAAUGACUUUAAAAGUUACAAAUAUGAAAGUAAGAAGAAACUUGACGAAUCUAUACAUGAUAUGGGAAAAAGAAGUUAUUGUGAGAGACGCGGAGGUUAUUGGCGAUCACCGAGGCCGCGCCAACUACGACAAUUGGAGUCAAAACUUCGUGACCGAAAUAUAGUUUACUGUGAAUGGGUUAAUGAAUCCCUUAUCGUAAUUGUAUUUUCGUCAGGUGUCAUAGCCUUCAUUACAGUCAAAUAUAGUACUUUAGAUAUAACACAAAUACUCUUUGAUAGAUAUUGUAUAGGAAAAAUAAACAGUCAAACAGUUACUGGUGUUGUUUUAUGUAAGAAACUCUUAUUAUUAAUACACAUGGACAAAGUGGCAACUUUGAUCACAUUCGGAAAGACAAUAGACAAUGAUACACCAUGUCAGAUAUCAGACAGAGAUCCUCACUUACAAAUACUAGAUCUUGGAGGAUGUGUGAGAAAAGUUGAUCGUAGAGUUUCUUGGUGUGAGAGCUCUAAUUAUGUGAGGGUAUUGAUAUGGGGAGCCACUGUAUCGGAACCAGCACCGUGGAGUCCUGUGCUUGAAGAUCAUGCUAAUCUUCAUUUAUACCAGAUUGUUGGGCAUCAAGUAUCCCUAUUAGCAUACCACCAACUAGAGAAUGAAGUGUUAUUUGCUGAACUUUCACAUAAACAUGAUCACAUCAUUCACAUUGUCGAACAAAUUGCGUGUCACAAGACAGGAGCAAGUUUAGUGUGGCACAGAUACGAACUACCGCAGGGCAGCAAUCGAAUGACGAAGCUAUCUUCACUUCAUGAGAAUACGAUAAAAGUAUCAUUGCCCGCGCCUGCUCGCGUAGCGAGGCGGUCUCCGUGUGAUAUUAGAAUUCUAGUAGCUUGUAUAGACGCUUCCAUACACGUGAUACACAACGUUGCUGGGCUCACUCAUUCUACAAAAGCUGGCUUUAUAGCGACAGACGUGCGGUGGGCGGGCGAACUGAUAGUGGCAGCUGAGGAGGCAGGUCGUCUGCAGUGUUUCGAUCGCGCCCUAUCUCUACUGCAUCACCAUUCUAAGUGCCUCGACCUCACGUCUUACAUGCGUGAGUCAAAGCGCGUGCAGCUACUGGCGACUCAGAGUCGUAGAGGAGGGUCGCUUAUUCUGGCGACGCUCGCUGGAGGACCGCUGGUGCUGUUGCGAAUAACACACCCGCGUUUACUAACGGCGUGGCUACGGUCGAAGCGCUUCGCGAACGCGGUGGCUCUGCUGCGAGCGCUGGAGUGGGACGAGGCGGGCGCGGAGUGUCUGCGCGCGACGCGGGCGGCGGUGCGCGCGGGCGCGGCGGGCGGCGCGACGGGCGCGCAGCUGGCGCUGGGCGCGUACCUGGCACCGCGCGCGCCGCUGCCCGCCGCCGCGCACAAGUACGCGCCCGCCGUGCACGACCUGGCAAGGAAAUUCUUCCACCAUUUGGUGAGGCGAGGUCACAUAGAAAAAGCCCUCAGUCUAGCUGUGGACUUGGAAGCUUGGGACCUUUUCGCCGACGCGCGCUGGGCUGCCAAGAGACUGAACCUGUCACAUCUCGCUGAGGAAGCUGCUAAUUGUGCUGCUUAUUAUGCAAAAUUAAAUAGACCCGAUUCAGAAUGUUCAGAAUCCUGUUCACAGUGCAGCUCGCAUUCAUAUACCGGCUCAGAAGAAGAAUCCAGUACAUCAUCUAAAGCAAUAAAAACGAACCCACCACCAUUACCAAGGGUACCGUUACCAUCCCACCCUUCAAUACUGACAGUGCCUAUAAACCAGAAUGAUACUUAUACAACCACAAGUAUUCGACCAAACCUUCACCAAUAUUUAGAAAGAGACAGUACAAUCUGGAGUAAAAAUGUCCAAGACGACUCUUAUAUUAGUAAUAAUAGCAAGCGAGAACCAAUAAAACCUAUUCAUUCCCAAAAUAUGCGAUGGAACAGUAUGGACAAUGUAUUAAAUAUACAAAGAACACUUAAAAACUCCACUAGCUAUGGGACUCUACGUGUAAACCAGGCUCACAAUAUGUUAGAGGUUAUACCUCGUUCACAAGACGAAAGAAUAUCAGCUCACUUUAAACAUUUGUUUCAAACUGAACUGAGAGAAGACACAAAUAAUGGUCAAUUUUCUUCCAACGUGCCAUCAACUAAUAGUAAUUUCAACGAAAGGUAUCGCCAAGAUAACUUUUGCACGGGUGUUAAACCCGAGAAGAACAAAGUGAAGUUUUCAGACACAGUUACUGUCACCGUCGUCCCGAAACACCAAACACAGGAGAGGCCUGGACCGGACCCGUCACACGAGCUGGCGGACAGCUUGCCGCUGUGCGCGCCACACCGCUACCUCGCCGCCUUCGCGCCGCACGCGCCGCCCGCGGUGCCCGCCGCCCCGCCGCACGCCGCGCCGCACGCCCCGCCGCACGCCGCGCCGCACGCCCCGCCGCACGCCCCGCCGCACGCCCCGCCGCACGCCCCGCCCGGUACUACGCUCGACUACGUCGAAGUGUGACGCAUGUUUGUGUUAACCCGCACCUUCGACUGCACCCUUAUUCACUAUUUGUUGUGUUCGUAAGUUAGUGCAUGUAUGCAUGAUUUGAGUCGAUAAUUGUAUAAUCUAUCCGUCUCAUAUUUUUCAGAAGGAUGUUGUAUUCGAGCUGCAGUCUUUUACACGUUGUAAUGCACGAUCAUUAGAAGUUUCAAAUUAAUAUAAUAAUAAUAAAAUAAAUGAAAGCUUUAUCUCACAAAAAAUAGCUUUAAAAUUCAUCCAUCAGUCAUCAUAGGAAGGCUUGACUUGUGAAUUAAAUGUGUUUAAAUAAAUAAUGCUUACUAGUCGUCUGUCGUUGGGACAAUUAUUGUGUUUAUAGAUAGCAAACCCGUCAUAAGCACAACAAAUUCCCGGGUGCAAGCAGUAUUCCAUCGAUCUCAACGCCCCUGAAAAAUAUAUUUAAGGGAGCUAGUUACGCUCGCCGAUAAUCCACGACUUGACCACUAACGGCGGAGCGACAAAAGCAUGCGGCGCCCGGGUUUUUUGCACCUCUAGCACCCUAUUAUUUGUAAUAAUAUAUCUAAUUAUUACAAAAUAAUUUCACUUUCAUAAGUCAUAAGCAUGUUAAUUUGUACAAAAACAGCAAAGCUAUAUACUAAUAGAAUAAUUGUUGUCAUAAAAAAUAAUAUUUUCAAUCACAAAUGUUUAUUCAGUUUCGCAUAAAUUUAUUGAUUGAUUGAUUUUGUUCAUUUGAACUCUCAUCAACGUAUCAGCAAUCUUGUAAUGCUUUAUGGACACUCUUAUUUCUGGUAUAUAAUAUAUAAACCAAAUUAUACAUAGCAAUAAAAAACAUCAUUAAUAACACAAACCAACAAUUAAAUAUUAGUUAUCUCUUCACAAAAUCCUAGAAGCAAGUUGUAUUUAAUUUUUUAUAGUGUAAUAAAAACAACAUAUGUUAUUAUAUUACAGAGAACGCCACGAAGCCGUUAAAAAUCAAAGUCGUCCAUUUUGGCAUGGUGUAGUUAUGUCAAUAAUGUUAAUGAAUUAUCUUCAAUACUCCGUCCAUUUAUUGCUAUAAGCUUUAAAUUAGCUAUAUGUUUAAAAUGUAUAAAGUAUAAAGUAAAAAUGUAUUUUCUAUCAAUGUUUACACCGUGACUACCUCUUCUAGUAUUAUGAUCAAAUCGAUCUUCGUUUAUUUUUUUAUUUUAAUUAUUUUACAAUAAUGUUACAGAUUGUACUUCACAGUCUACUGUGCAUUAACCACAUGUAAACUUUUUGGUUUUUAAGAUUUAUUCUAUCGUUAACGACUAAAGUAAAAAAAACUUAGUAUCUACUAUUUUUAGAGUUUUAUUCUCCUGGUGAAAAAACGGAUUUCUUAUAAAGUCAGUCUCGUGUCUGUCUCUCCGGUCACAGCCUAAUGAAAUAAGUAUUACUGUAUUAAUUAUAAUUGUGAAUUAACUAAAUAAAUUAAUUAAAAUGUGCCAGAUCUUUUUAGAUGUUUAAAUUUGAAUAAUUAUAUCUAGAAUAUACCUCUUGUAAACUUCAACCAGCAGUCUUCAGUUGUUAUCUAGCCUGAAUAGGUUUUGUGGAAAUAUAAGAAUUAAGUAAUUUACACCGAGUUGCCAUAUGAACCAACUCAGGUAAAAUAUAUAGAUUUAUUUUUAAGGUUAUUUUCCUUACUAAAUUUCGAAUAAUGUGGCCCUUUUUAGAACAGGCUAAAACAGAAGGAUCUGGAGUGUACUAAGUCAUUAGCACUAUUUCCUAACUCUAACGGGUCGAUAAGACGGACAAUCCGACACAUGACAAACGGGCUUAGACAAAUGCAUUUAACUCGAAAUAGAUUUUUAUUGAAUUCAACCAACGGAAUAAUAUGACUAUAUGUCAAUUUGUCUUGGUUAACUGAAACAGGAACGAAGGGUUUGGCUGUUGAUUCUGUGGAUUAUAUAAAUAAUAUAUUAUUUAUUUCCUCGAAAUAUAUUAUUAUCGGCAAGCUUUUCACUUAAGGCGUGGAUAUAGGUACGUGUUAUAGCUUAAUUUGAAUUCCUUCUUUUUUUACUAAGCUACCUAUUACAAGAUUUUUUUAUUUACAAUAAAAUAUUUAAUAACACAAUACUACGGAAACCCUCGACUAUUUUUUACAUUUUAUCGAUUUUUAAAUAUUGUUUACAUAAUCGAUACAUGUAAAUAGUGAUGCAAUCCCUCUGUCACCUAAUAAAUCGAUGCGGAGACGUGCUUAACGGAUCUGCAAUGGCUUCACACGAUCAUCCAAUUGUCCAACACUCCAAUAUGAUUCCGAUAUGGAUAUUCUUAACUCGCGAUCGAUCAAAACAGAGUACACAUUUCAAUCUCGUUCAAUAAUGAGGACGUUAAUGAUAUGUGCUUCUGCGCUAUAGCGCAGCUAUAGCACAUAUCAUUUUAUAAAUUGACACUGAUGGGUUUGUUCGUGCGAGUCAGCCAACUUCUUUCAUUUAGAUACUAUUUACCGACAUGGGUGCCAGCGAUCGUGUGCCAACACCAUCCAACAUCGUUAAUCAUUCACAAACUACCUCUACCCGUAAAGAUUUUGACUAUUGGAUGACCUCGUGGAACCGGCAUAACACUUUGCCGCCAAUAACAGGUGGUGUAAAAUUAUGAUGCUGCAUAUUUAUCGAUAAUGUUCAAUCGAAGUAUGUCAACGACAUAUAUCCACCUCUUAAACUAUAUUAACCAUGGUUUUAGGUUAAAAAUAGUUUAAAUACUUUGUGAGAAAUGUUUAAAAACAAACUUUCCUUAUUGUAUGUAUAUGUAAUUGUGAUUUUUUAAUUAUUGUUUAUUUGAAGCAU